Messenger RNA from Tauraco erythrolophus (red-crested turaco), 828 nucleotides. Lineage: Eukaryota; Metazoa; Chordata; Aves; Musophagiformes; Musophagidae. The record is from RefSeq and is a predicted model, not a curated record.
UAAUGGCAGUCUUGAGAUUUCAGAAUGCUUGAGGUAGUCAUUGCAAAUGUUUGUACACCUGUUUUCAGAUAGAAGAAUUAAAUGCAGAAAUAAAAGAUAAAGUAGAAAAACAGCAGAAGUUGGAAGAAGAAAGAAAGGAACAGAUUACUUUAAUAAAAAAGGUCCAUGAACGAGAGCAUGUUCGUGAAAUCUCUGAACUGAUGACUCAGCACGAAGAGGAAAUGGAGAAGCUCCGUGCUGAACUAAAUAAAGAACAGCAGCACCUGUUGGAUGAGCUUCGUCAGCAAAUGGCAGCCACACACAAAGCAGAGAUUGAGCAAGCUCAGCUCCAGUCACAGACGCUGCACAACCUUGAAUUGGAAGCUUUACGCCUAAGCUUAAAUAAUAUGCACACCUCUCAGCUUGAGCUUACACAGUCUAACUUGAGGAAAGAAAAGGAAAUUGCCCUUGUGGAACUACGAGAGAUGCUGAAUGAUAAGCGUGCUCAAGAGGUAGCAAUUCUGCAAAGCCGCCAUCAGCUGGAGUGUGAGAAGAUUAAAGAACAGUGUCUGAAGGAAAAAGAACACCUUAAGUCAAAGUAUCAGCAAGAACUAGUUGAUCAGAGAAAGAAAAUAGAAUUGGAAAUGGAAGAGACACGUAUCGAGGCAUUAGAGACUCUCAAAAGAGACUGGGAAUUGCAGUCUGAGAUGCGUUUAAAAAGCAUGUGUGAAGAACUGUCUGAAAAACAUCAGACUGAAGUGGUGGAACUGCAGAGAACUCUGGAAGUGGAGUUAGAAAAAGUCAAAACAGACCUGGAGCUUCGUUCUCUUGAGAAUGAACAGUCUAAAA